This is a messenger RNA of Haemorhous mexicanus (house finch), 1610 nucleotides long. RefSeq lists its product as uncharacterized. Lineage: Eukaryota; Metazoa; Chordata; Aves; Passeriformes; Fringillidae. The record is from RefSeq and is a predicted model, not a curated record. The transcript is spliced from 4 exons. Bases 149 to 637 code for a protein of 162 amino acids.
CCGAACUUGUCCGGGGCGGGGCGGGGCGGUGACGUCACGGGCGGGCGGUGACGUCACGCGUGGGCGUGGCCGAGGCUCGAGCCGGUGCCGGCGGUGCCGAACGCGCCCGUCCCGAGCGGUUCAUGCGGCUGCCAGCCCCCCGGGAGCGAUGGCCAGACCGCUGCGGGAAGGGACCCUCGGGGAGCCCCCAGCCCCCCUCCCCUCGCACCCCGCCUGCGGGGGGGGCGGGGGGGGGGCCCCAACCACGCACGACCCCCCCCCCAGCAGGGGAGACCCCCGGGACCCCUCCCCAACGCGCCUGAGCUGCGGAGGACGCGGGGACCCCCCCGGGACCCCCCCGGAGUUUGGGUUCUAUGGGUGGGGGGCACACGGUGAUUUCGGCCCCUCGGAGCCCCCCCAAAUUGAGGGGGGGGCUGUUCCCAACGGGCACCUGCCCGGAGCCCCCCCCCCCGGAGCCCCCCCCAGCCCCGAGCAGAUUUUGGGGGCGCGCCUGAGGCUCCUGGGGGACGCCUUCCAGCACAGCUACGAGCGCCAGCGCCGCGGCCGGGGGCUCUUCUGGGGGCCGCUCUUCCGCUGGGUGGCGCCCUGGCUCGGGGCCGCGCCCGCAGCGCCCCUGGCGGCCAGAGGGGGGAACUGACCCCGAGAACACCUGGAGAACACCUGGAGAACACCUGGAGAAACCCGGGAACACCUGGAGAACAUCUGGAGAAACCCGGGAACACCUGGAGAACACCUGGAGAACACCUGGAGAAACCCACGUGACGCUCACGGCGGGGAAUCCCCCUUCAAAGGAGCACAAAGCACAAACCCCCCCCCGCAUUGGAGUUGGUAGCGCCCACCUCCCCCUUUGGUUUUAUUUAUUUGGGGUAAUUUAUUCAUUUAAAGGGGGGGGGGGUGAAAUUGGGGAGGGGGGUCCCCAAAAUUGGGCGGGGACCCCCAAAAAUGUGGCAGGAAGGGGGAGACCCCCCCCAUAAAAAAAGGGUUUGUACAUGGUGUAAAUUAGGGGGGUGUACAUUGAAAUUUUUGGGGUGUAAAGUGAAAUUUUGGGGUUUUUUUUUAGGGGUGAAAUAGGGGAAACCCCCCCCCCAAAAUGGUGCUGGGGGGGAGGUCAAGACCACCCCCCAAAUUAUUUUAAGGGGGGGGGGGACCCCAAAUCACCCCAGGACCCCCCAAAUUCCCUCCCCCGCAGGGCUGUAAAUGCUGUAAAUGAGCCAUAAAAUGGCGGAUUUGGGGUUUUUUUUGGGGUCGGGGGGCGGAAUUUGGGGAGGGGGCGAUUUUGGGGACCCCCCAAAAAACCCCGAAUCCCCCCCAAAACGGGGCUGUAGAUGCUGUACAUUGUACAUAGGCUGUACAUAGGAACGCUGUACAAUUUCGGGGGGCUGUAAAUUAUUUGGGGUUCCUGUACAAUUUUUUGGGGUUCCUGUACAAUUUUUUGGGGUUCCUGUACAUUUUUUUGGGGUGGUCUGUACAUUUUUGGGGUGGUCUGUACAUUUUUUUGGGGUCUGUACAUUUUUUUGGGGUCUGUACAGGAAUUUUUGGGGUGGGGUAGGGGGGGGGGGUGUCCCCGUUUUUUGUACUUUUGUUUGCAAUAAAAUCGAUUUACCACAGAA